Magnolia sinica is the source of this 1140-nucleotide messenger RNA. Its product is annotated as probable F-box protein At4g22165. The record is from RefSeq and is a predicted model, not a curated record. Gene Ontology annotation, molecular function: protein binding. The coding region runs from base 1 to 1140 and encodes 379 amino acids. The transcript has a single exon. Lineage: Eukaryota; Viridiplantae; Streptophyta; Magnoliopsida; Magnoliales; Magnoliaceae.
AUGGAGAAUAAUGAUAUAAGUACGUGGUCUCAGCUUCCUACUGAAAUCCUCGUUACCAUCUUAAUGGGUCUAUAUCCAGUAGAUUGUAUCCAUGCCGGUGCAGUCUGCGUAUCGUGGCAUGCAGCCAUGACGAGGAUGGCGGCCCGCAAUCUCAACUUACCAAUGCAUAAACUCCCAUGCCUUAUUCUCUCAAAAAAUCAAGAAACCAAAAUUCAUAGAUUUCUCAGUCUAUCAGACAACAAGAUAUACAGGCUAUAUGUUUGUCAGUCACUUGGAGCAAGCUUGUUAGGAUGUUUAAAUGAAUGGUUGAUUUUGAUGGAUAACAAGAACAAUGGAUGCUUUAUAUUGAAUGUAAAUUCCAAAGAACGAAUCCAACUCCCGCGGCAGGCUAGAGUUUGGAACUUGGCUGGAAACCGUAAUGUUGAAGAUUUCUGGGAGCAUGGUCCGAGAGCUGUUGGUAAGGCUAUUUUGUCUUCGGACCCUACUUCCGUUGAUUGUAAGGUUGUGAUUACAUAUUUAGAAAAUACACUGGUAUUUUUAAAUUUGGGAGAUCCAGUAUGGACGGCUUUUGAAGGAGAAUCCGACAAAUAUCGGUACUUACACGAUAUUAUAUUUUAUCAUGGCUUACUACAUAUAGUAAGAUAUAACAACGAACUCACCAUCUAUGAGUUGGGUCACGAUCCAGACUCCACAAAUCAGAAGAUGCUUCCACUAGCAGAGCCUAGAUAUCCUCCGUUGGGUCUGCCUUUCGUUGAUGACAUCCACUUGGUUGAAUCACAUGGAAACUUACUAAUGAUUUUAAGAUUUUAUGAGUAUUUUGGUGAACGUAGAUUUCACAGGCGGACAACAUGCUUUCAUGUUUUUAAGAUGGACGCUAGUGGGACUCAUUGGAUAAAUAUGAAAAGUUUGGAUGGUCAGAUGAUUUUCUUGGGGUAUCCCAAGUCUCUUUCAACUGAAGGAUUGUCAGAUUUCAAAAGGAACUGUAUCUAUUUUACUAGUACCGGUGCUACCUACAAUUAUGAUUCAGCUAAUGAUUCAGGUAUCUUCAACUUAGAAGACGGUAGCAUCAAGCGCUUUCCUUCAAAAAUUCGCUGCUCAGUUUCCAAUCCAGCAACAGGGAUAAUACCAUAUACAUUGUAA